Molecule: messenger RNA, 6144 nt
Organism: Nycticebus coucang (slow loris)
Lineage: Eukaryota; Metazoa; Chordata; Mammalia; Primates; Lorisidae
Product: zinc finger protein 154
Exons: 3
Coding region: 163-1479 (438 amino acids)
Biological process (GO): negative regulation of transcription by RNA polymerase II
Molecular function (GO): DNA-binding transcription repressor activity, RNA polymerase II-specific
Source: RefSeq, a predicted model, not a curated record
CCUGAGGUGUGGUGUCAAGUGAAGCAGUUGAGAACUCGCGAUAGGAGUAGUUGUCUCAGCUGCACAUAAGCGUCUGAGGCUCGGCAACGCCUCCCCGAGUGGCCGGCAUUAGGCCUGGGAUAGGGACCGCCGCUCCUGGCCCUGCUCUGCCGACAGGGUCCGAUGGCUGUGGCCACUCCGAGGGAGGCGGCUCAGGGCACUGUGACCUUUCAAGAUGUGGCUGUGUACUUCUCCUGGGAGGAAUGGAGUCUCCUUGAUGAGGCUCAGAGAUGCCUGUACCGUGAUGUGAUGCUGGAGAAUUUGGCUCUUAUAACCUCCCUGGAUGUUUGUCAGCAUCAGAAGCAGCACUUUGGAGAGAAAUACUUCAGAAGCACUGUGGGCAGAACAUUGUUUGUGAAGAGCUACAAAUUUCAUGUGUCAGGGGAGACCUUUACCUGCAGAGAAGUUGGGAAGGACUUCCUGGCCAAGUUGGGAUUUGUUCAUCAACAGGCCACUCACACUGGGGAGCAGUCAAAUAGCAUAAGCAAUUAUGGGGCUGUCAGUCACAGUGAAAGAACUCAUUACAACUGUGAAGAAUACACAAAACCAACCGGCCAAAAACACACACUUGUUCAGCAGCAGAGAGCCCUCACUACAGAAAGAUGUUACAUGUGCAGUGAAUGUGGGAAAUCCUUUAGCAAAAGCUACAGCCUCAAUGACCAUUGGAGAGUUCACAGUGGAGAAAAGCCUUAUGAAUGUCGGGAAUGCGGGAAAUCCUUUAGGCAAAGCUCUAGCCUUAUUCAGCACCGGAGAGUUCACACUGGAGUACGACCUCAUGAAUGUGAUGAAUGUGGAAAAUUAUUUAGCAACAAGUCCAACCUCAUUAAACAUUGGAGAGUUCACACUGGAGAAAGGCCAUAUGAGUGCAGUGAAUGUGGGAAGUCCUUUAGUGACACCUCUGCACUGCGUCAACACCAGAGUGUUCACACUGGAGAGAGGCCUUACGAGUGCAAUGUAUGUGGGAAAUUUUUUACAUAUCAUUCCAGUCUUAUAAAGCACCAGAAAGUUCAUAGUGGAUCAAGGCCUUAUGAGUGUAGUGAAUGUGGGAAGUCAUUUAGCCAAAACUCUAGCCUCAUUGAACACCGUAGAGUUCAUACUGGAGAAAGACCUUAUAAAUGCAGUGAAUGUGGGAAAUCCUUUAGCCAAAGCUCUGCGCUCCUUCAACAUCGAAGAGUUCACACCGGAGAAAAACCCUAUGAGUGUGGUGAAUGUGGGAAAUUUUUUACCUACAGCUCCAGUCUCCAGAAACACCAGAGAGUUCACACUGGUUCAAGGCCUUAUGAAUGCAGUGAAUGUGGUAAAUCCUUUACUCAGAACUCCAGCCUCAUUAAGCAUAGGGGAGUACACACUGGGGAAAGACCUUAUGAGUGCACUGAAUGUGGGAAAUCUUUUAGCCAUAACUCUAGCUUUAUUAAACAUCAAAAAAUUCAUAGUCUAUAAAGGCCUUGUGAGUGGCAAAAUUAUGUGGAAAAUUUGUUUCUUUAAGAUUACCUUAGAGAAAAUCUUAUGGGGUGAAUGUGAGAAAGCAUUCAGCCAAAGGAAUUACCUUAUUAGGUACCACAAAGAUCACAUGGGAAGAACACCUCUGAUAUGCAUGGACGUUCUAUUUCUUUGUUCAUUAUAACAACUGUGAAGGAAAUCACUUAUAUGAGGGUGCCAUCUGCCUGAAUUGAACUUCAAACAUCCACGUAAAUUCCAGGUAUGUGGGAGUUGCACUGUAAUUGUUACCCAGUAACAAUUCCAAAACCCACCUAAUUCCAAGGAUGAUAUUUGGGUAGAUGUCACUGUGAUCUUCAUUGUAAAUUGAAGGAACUGAGUUUCAGAAAGGCCAGAUAAGCACGUCACUUAGUUAAGAGAGUGUGACUCCCAGGCUUUGUGAAUGACUAUAAUAAGCACAGAAUGAAGGUUGCCAGCACACACUGACAAUUACAGUGUUCUUGCCAGAUUGAUGUCAUUCCUGGUUCUGUAGUGGGAGCCAUUUUUCCUCUGCCAGUUGGCAAGUGCUUACUGUAUGCACUUGAAUUCACCCAGGCCAGUGUAUGCAUAUAAGUGAACCUUGGUGUUCUUCCACUCAUGGGAAGAAUUUUUGUUUUUUUUUUCAAUUUUGGCUGGGGCCAGGUUUGAACCCACCACCCCCAGUAUAUGGGGCCGGCACCCUACUCCUUGAGCCACAGGCACCGCCCUCAUGGGAAGAAUUUGAAGGUAACUUGAACAUUUAUUCCCUUUCUCAUUUUUUUUUUCUCUGUGAUGAGUUAGGGCAUGGCACUGAUCCAGUUUGGCCCAGAAGACUGUUGGUGACUUUGUUAGUCUCGGACGACUAUUUUGAUGGAAUUUUCCAGCCUCCAGAUCAACUGUGGGAACCACCUGCCCGUCAUUGCCCUGGUUUGUACGAUAAUAAAGGCCUUAUUGUUUAAGCCACCAUAAAUAGCCACAUUGGGGGUUCUUUUUACUAUACAGUGUGGUUUCAAAACAAUUGGCUUCUGCUAACAUGAAGGGUUAAACAGUUUUGUUGGGAUCCCAACUUUGUAUCACGGAGGGCAGUGUGAUGGCAGAUUAUACCUCUUUCCAAUUUGGGCCUAGUUUGCAUUGACAUCCAAGACUUGCAAGGUAAACCUGCAGGAUGCCAUGGCAUACUAUGGAUUCAUAGAGAAGGGGUAGUUGUGACAACCUGGUGCUUCUGAGAGCAAUACAAAAUUACUCUGUUCACAAGGAAUCUUUACUCAGCAUUUGCAAGGGAAAUCUGUUUCUCAGGUCCUACAUAUCAUCUAUAUGCCUUGAUAUCCUGAGUUUCAUCUGGGAUGCUUAUAAAAUUAUAGUGGGAAUUAUAACAGAAAUACUGGUUUGAUAGGAGUGGAAGUGGCUGCAGUAAACUGAUUCUGUGUGCCUGUCUUACAGGGGUGUCCAUGAUGUUCCAGUCCUUGUGGCUAUGAAGGAGGGGCAGGUGCAGAAAUUCUCAGAACCUUCAGAACUGUGUAUCUUGUGUAGCUCAAGUCAUUGUCAGAGAAAAUAAUCCAAAGGUUUUAUGAAUUCCUGUAACCUCUGGGCUUUUCACCUCAAAGGCAUUGCUGUGCGGGCAGAAAAACGACAUAGAGAAGGCAGAUCUUAAUCCAUCAAUACGGCCUUUGUGAUUCUGUCACCACUCCUUUUGAAUCAGGAAGAAACAGCCUUCACUGUUCUCCUAUAUUUGCUACCACUGAGGCAAGGUGUCCAUACCAAGGCAUGAAGAGGGACUGUCGAACUUAUUUUCCAAAAACAGUAGGAAAUUCAGAUUUAUUUCAAAACAUAUUUAGAAAUCUUUGAGAAAGUGUAAAUGGUUUAUAUUUAAACUUUAUAAUAUGAUAAGGUUUGACAUUUAUAUAAACUCAUCUUCACAGUCAUGAACCUAUCCAUUAUCUUUGUAGUUAACCUCAUACCCUUUAAUAAUUCUCCCCCUCUAAGCAAACAUUGAUUUACUCUCCAUUAUAAUAUAUUAGUUUUUAUUUUCUAGAAUUCUACGUGAUUGAAAUCUUGAGUUUUUUCCCUUGGAUAUAUUCAUGUAGUGCAUUUAUUUUGAGAUUCAUCAGUGGUCCUUAUGUGAGUAGUUCGUUCGUUCUUUUUCUUUUUUUUUAAGAGACAGAGUCUUACUUUGUCACCCUUGGUAGAAUGCUGUGGCAUCACAGCUCACAGCAACCUUCAACUCUUGGACUUAGGUGAUUCUCUUGCCUCAGCCUCCCAAGUAGAUGGGACAACAGGCACCCACCACAACGCCUGGCUAAUUUUUUGUUGCAGUUUGAACGGGGACAGGUUUGAUCCCGCCACCUCCGGUAUAUGGGCCUGGUGCCCUAUUCCUUUGAGCCACAGAUGCUGCCCAGUAGUUUCUUUUUAUAUUGAUUAGAAGUAUAGUGUUCUGUGGACCACUAUUUGUUUAUUCAUUCAUCUGUUUUUUGUUGUUUUUUUUUUUUUUGAGACAAUCACUAUGUUGCCCUUGUAGAGUGUUGUGGCAUCAUAGCUCACAGCAACCUCCAACUCUUUGGCUUAAGCGAUUCUCUUGCCUCAGGCUCCAAAGUAGCUGGGACUACAGGUGCCCGGCUAUUUUUUGGUUGCAGUUGCCAUGGUUUUAGCAGGUCUGGGCUGGGCUUGAACCUGUCAGCCUCGGUGUAUGUGGCCUUCACCCUACUCACUGAGCACAGACUCAUUCAUCUGUUUAUGGAUAUUUUGAGUUGUUUACUGGUAUAAAGUUAUUUCAAGUAAAACUGCUACAAUUGUUCACAUGGAUAUGUUUCAUUUCUCUUGCGUUAAUACCUCAGGGUGCAAUGUCUGAAUCACAGAUUAGAUGACUGAAUAACUUUUUAAAAAAUGUCACGCUUUAGGGCGGUGCCUGUGGCUCAAGGAGUAGGGCGCUGGUCCCAUAUGCCGGAGGUGGUGGGUUCAAACACAGCCCUGGCCAAAAACCACAAAAAAAAAAAAGUCACACUUUGACUAAAAUGGUUGUUCCUUUGGAUUCUUACGAACCCUGUAUUAUAGUUCCAAUUCUUCCUAUCUUUGCUUAAGUAUGUGAACAUUAGGGUUUUUUUGUUUUGUUUUUGUUUUUUUAGACAGAGUCUGUUGUUACCCAGGCUAGAUUAGUAAAGAUGGAGAUCUUGCCCUUGGUUGGGCUGGUCUUGUACUCCUGUGUUCAAGCAGUCCUCUUGCCUCAGCCUCCCAGAGUGCUAGGAUUACAGGUGUGAACCACUGAGCCUAGCCAAAUGGAUAUGGUUAGUUUUGAAAUUUUGACUUCUUUAACAGAUGUGUAGCCAUAUCUCACUGGUGUAUUUCCCUGAUGAAGAGCAUCUUCAUUUUUUUUUUUUGUCACCUGUAUAUCUUCCAUGGUAAAAUCUGUUCAUAUCUUUUACAUAUGGUAACAAAUGAAUUUUGACUAUUUCUUUUUUCAUUAACAAGUAAGUAGAUAAUGAAACAACAAAGAUUUAUGUUGGAAUUUCAUUCUUUAGUGAUGUGACUUAUUUUUCUGUAAGGAACAAUUGUUUUUAAAUACCACAGUGGUUCAGUGGUUUCUUUUCUUUUUCUUUUUUGGUGCUAUAUCCAAUAUGUUGACCACAUAGACCAUAUAUUUUUAAGUUUAAUCUGUAUUAUAUUAUCAUCCUCCAUCAUUUUCAAAUUCUAGAUAAGCCAACAAUACAAUAACUCAAGUUGUGGUUUGUAUUUUUUUCCAUGUCCCAAUGGUAUAUAAAUGUUCUCACCAUGAAUGUCAAACUGCCAACAUGAUGUCACUGAACAUGAAAUGGGGAAGAGUCUACAGUAGCAUACCAAUAUAUUGUUUCCACCAUACUGAUACAGUAGCCACAAAUAACCUUAAGAAUAUAGAAAAUAAUAAAAUAUAUAUUGUUAUUGGAAGAACAUUUAAAACUGACAAUUCUAGGGCGUGUCCUCUAUAGAUGUGCACAUGGUGUUUCUUCACCAAACCUGUAUUUGCUCCUUUUUAUGUAUUCAUUUAAAUUCUUUACCAUCUUACACGUCCCUUUUCUCCUCUUCCACAAGCUUCACUUACGGAACAUAGUGGGGUUUACUCUAGGUGCCAUAUAGCACCUUAAGAGUCCCCUUUACUCUGGGAGGCCGAGGCGGGUGGAUUGCCUGAGCUCACAGGUUGGAGACCAGCCUGAGCCAGAGUGAGACCUUGUCUCCAAAAAUAGCCUGGCGUGUGGUGCGGGCCUGUAGUCCCAGCUACUUGGGAGGCUGAGGCAAGAGAAUUGCUUAAGCCCGAGAGUUUUUUUUUUUUUUUUUGAGACAGAGCCUCAAGCUGUCACCCUGGGUGGAGUGCCAUGGCAUCAUAGCUCACAGCAACCUCCAACUCCUGGGCUCAAGUGAUUCUCCUGCCUCUGCCUCCCAAGUAGUUGGGACUACAGGCGCCCACCACAACGCCUGGCUAUUUUAUUUUGGUUGCAGCCAUCAUUGUUGUUUGGCAGGCCCAGGCUGGAUUCAAACCUGCCAGCUCAGGUGUAUGUGGCUGGCGCCUCAGCCACUUGAGCCACAGGCGCCGAGCCAGGCCCAAGAGUUUGAGGGUGCUGUGAGCUGUGACGCCAUAGCACUAAACUGAGGGCAACAUAGUGAGACUGUGUCUCAAAAAAAAAA